CUUAUGUAAGAAGAAAACACGCCGACUCCGUUCAUUUCAACUAUCGCGAUCCAUCAGUGCUUCAGCACUGCUCACCAUCGUCUUUCCAACUCGUUGAUUCCCAUAACCCCCUUCGAUACAUGGGGUCGCGUUAUAACCCCAACUCGCAAUAUGGACCUCAACCUGGACAUGCAUUUCCACCCAGACAAGAUAUGUCUCUUAUAGGGAGCGAAAUGAGGAUUUAUAUGACAGAAAUGAUAAACUUCCAGAAUGAAAUACGCAGGCUCAAGUUCGAAAUCGACGGACUCAAAGCCUGGAAAGAACGAGAAAUGGCCGGGAUACCCACCGAAUGGCUACCUCCAUCACUUCAACCCGCACUUCUACCUCCACCCCCAUCAGCGCCAGAACCAGAUCAGAUGACUGCAGUUGAUGAAAUAGCUAGACCAGCUUGGAGGACAGUGCAAAAGAAGCCAGCGAAGAAGUCUAACAAGCAAAUGCAGCAGCAGAGGACGAUUAGUCGUGGUCCUGCUUCACCACCGCCACCAGCAGCUACACCACCACCGAGAGCAUUUGACAUCUCUUCGUGGGCGCAGUGGAAACCUAACCCAGUGUACUCGCCUGCUCCGUUGAGAGCUACAUCUGUAUUACCGUUACCUGGAGGAGGGGCAGCUGGAGUGGGAGGACCAAGAGCUGGGUUGUUUGGCCCACCAUCGCCUGGUCCCGGAUAGGAGAACGACGACGUAUUUUCCAUCUCAUAUUUCACUUUCUCAUCUAUCACCAAUCUACCAUCCAUCUACGCAAUCGCUCGCACUUCUAUCGUUCUGUACAUCUACACCGCACUUCCCAUGCCAUCUAGAGCUUCUCAUCAUCAGAUUCAAUCUCUGUAUAGUAUCACCGUAUCAACAUUUUUCAUCUAUCUUGUUCUGUUUUUCGCCUCGUGUUGUUUCAAUCAAUCGUUCACAUUUGUAUUUAUGUUUAUCAUCGCAUCGUUACAUACAUAUCCAUAUCUCAACUUGUCACUUCGUGUUAACUAGGAAGGUCCUUCGUACAG
Marasmius oreades (fairy-ring Marasmius) is the source of this 1030-nucleotide messenger RNA. RefSeq lists its product as uncharacterized. The transcript is spliced from 4 exons. Bases 120 to 707 code for a protein of 195 amino acids. NCBI's taxonomy places the organism in Eukaryota, Fungi, Basidiomycota, Agaricomycetes, Agaricales, Marasmiaceae. The record is from RefSeq and is a predicted model, not a curated record.